GAGAGAUGGGGGGAAAGAAAUGAAAUUCACGGGAGCAAGGACACGGACACGCCGAUGUAAAGUAGAGCCACUGGAGGGAACCGAGGAGACCGACCCAAGAAGUCCUUUUGCGGCGGCGGGCGGCCAUGAUCGGCGGGCAGGCGGCGGACAGCCAGCCGCCGUCGGCGUCGGCGUCCUGCUCCUCCUCGUCCUCGUCGUCGCCGUCGGGCCCGGCGGCCGGGGGCGGGCUCCGCAUCCACCGCAGCAAGAGGCGGCCCGACAUCCUCAACAUGCUCAUGACUGCAGCGUGUCUCAGUUCAUCAUCAUCUGAUACUGGAAAAGGACAAAGUAAGUUGUCGAGCAACAAAGUAACACAUGGAUUUCACUUAGUGGAAGGAAGAUCUGGCCAUGACAUGGAAGACUACCACGUAGCAGAGUACAGAUAUGAAAAUGAUCAUGAACUUGGUCUGUUUGCCAUUUAUGAUGGCCAUUUGGGAGAUAGCGUGGCCAGUUAUUUGAAAGCUAAUCUUUUUAACAACAUACUGAAAGAGCCUCUCUUCUGGUCGGACCCUCAAGAAUCCAUUAAAAAUGCAUACAGCUCUACAAACAAAUAUAUUCUGGAAAAUUCUAAACAACUAGGACCAGGCGGUUCAACAGCAGUUACUGCUAUUGUAGUUGAUGGUAAAGAUAUGUGGAUAGCAAAUAUAGGUGAUUCAAGAGCUGUUGUGUGUGAAAGAGGUACUGCUAAUCAGCUUACCGUUGAUCAUGAACCCCAUACAACUAAUGAACGAAAAAGGAUUGAAAAGCAAGGUGGUUUUGUUUCUACUUUCCCCGGUGACGUUCCUCGUGUAAAUGGCCAACUUGCCGUUGCAAGAGCUUUUGGUGAUCAGAGCCUCAAGGCGCACUUGAGCUCAGAACCGGAUGUUAAGCAUAUACAGAUAAAUCCGAGUGUAGAAUUUGUCAUACUUGCCAGUGAUGGAUUGUGGAAGGUAAUGAAGAACCAAGAAGCUGUUGAUCUGGUGAAGUCGACCAAGGACCCACAAACAGCAGCGAAGCGACUAACAUCCGAGGCCCUGGGGAGGAUGAGCAAGGACGAUAUCUCGUGCAUCGUCAUCCGGUUCCGAUGCUGAGUCUCGCACCAUCCAUCUCACUAGUAUGGGCUUUUUCACAUUUCUCCUUAUCUGCAUCCACGGAAUGGUCUCCUCCUCCUAUACCAGGUCUGUGUACAUUGUAGCUGGUGAACUCUGGAUCUGUGGGCAGCUCAGGACCGAAGAUGUGGGCAGGUUCUUGACCAAAGGAAAAACUGUUGGGUUGGGUGUUUGCAGCCUGUUCAGGCUGUUUCUUUUAUGUGCAUAUAUGUAUACACGUUAGAAGCAAAUAUAUACUGUUGGGCCGGAGACAAGAAAAUAAACUGCCCGAAGAUGCAAAGACGGUACAGAUUGUAUAUGUAAGACUUGGUAGUGCUAGUUUGAUUGUUGUUUUUAGUGACUCGUGUGUGUUUUAUGUGAAUAUGUACACUUGAGAAUUUGAGAUGAAGUACCGUUGCCAUUCACGUCCGAAUGGAGCCAGAGCUAAUGUUGGAUGGCUUUUCUCUGGUGUUUUA
This is a messenger RNA of Setaria italica (foxtail millet), 1582 nucleotides long. RefSeq names its product probable protein phosphatase 2C 44. The record is from RefSeq and is a predicted model, not a curated record. Gene Ontology annotation, biological process: protein dephosphorylation. The coding region runs from base 126 to 1109 and encodes 327 amino acids. NCBI's taxonomy places the organism in Eukaryota, Viridiplantae, Streptophyta, Magnoliopsida, Poales, Poaceae. Gene Ontology annotation, cellular component: nucleus; cytosol. The transcript is spliced from 5 exons. Gene Ontology annotation, molecular function: protein serine/threonine phosphatase activity.